Rhizoctonia solani is the source of this 612-nucleotide messenger RNA. Its product is annotated as integral membrane protein, Mpv17/pmp22 family protein. NCBI's taxonomy places the organism in Eukaryota, Fungi, Basidiomycota, Agaricomycetes, Cantharellales, Ceratobasidiaceae. Gene Ontology annotation, cellular component: cytoplasm; membrane. The record is from RefSeq and is a predicted model, not a curated record. Bases 1 to 612 code for a protein of 203 amino acids. The transcript is spliced from 9 exons.
AUGGCAGCGAUUGCAAGAGUAUACCAGGACAGCUUCACAAAACGCCCAAGCGCGACUCUGGCAGUGACCAACGGUGCAUUAAAUGCAUUUGCGGAUGUCGUUGCCCAGACUGCUCAAAUAUUCUUGACCACACCCGAUAAGGCGCCGCACAAGCCUGAGUUCGAGCCCCCGCCACCUCGCUACGACCCUGCUAGGACACUCAGGUUCUUCGCGUUUGGAACUGCCAUGGGUCCCAUAAUUGGGCGAUGGAACGUCUUUCUUGAAAACCGUUUCCCUCUCCGUUCGAUUGGUGGAAAAGUCAGCAUGGCGGCGUUGGGCAAGCGGGUCGCCGCGGAUCAAAUCGUCAUGGCACCUAUAGGUUUGACGGUAUUCGUCGGUAUGAUGGGCUGGAUGGAAGGCCGCAACCUGGAAGGAAUCAAACAAAAAUAUUCGGACAUGUAUGCUCCCGCGUUGGCGGCCAACUACAAAGUCUGGCCCGCCGCCCAGCUGGUAAACUUCCGGUACAUGCCGCUUCCGUAUCGAGUACCAUUCCAGGCUACGUGCGGUGUCUUUUGGACAUUGUAUCUAUCGUUGCUCAACGCAAGAGAGAAGAAGGUCGAUGGACCUGUUUAA